CCUGUUAUAGCACUGAUUUUGUUAUCUACAGUAUGUUGCAAGGAAUAGCAGCAGCUCUGGCCAUUUUGGCGUUGACUUACAUAGUCAUUAAUUACCUGUUCAAGCCAAAGGCCAUGCCACCUGGUCCUUUACCGCUGCCCAUUGUUGGAAACUUGCUCACGCUUAUAUCGUCUGGCAAUGACGUAUUAAAAAGGACGCACGUCAUUCUGUCUAAACUGGCAAAGAAAUAUGGUGACGUGUUUACCCUCGAGUUGCCAGGAUUACAGCGUGUUGUGGUCGUCAGUUCCAUAACACACGCUCGUGAAGCACUACUUGCCAAAAAAAAUGACUUUGCUGGAAGACCUAAAACCUUCGUUUUGGAUUACAUGACGUUGGGCUCCAAAGACAUCGCGAUUGGUAACUUUAAUGCAACUUUAGUUUUGCAGCGAAAGAUAGUUUAUUCUGCUAUUCGCAUGUACCAGCCUUUCCUUGAAGAGAAAAUUAUCUCAGAAGUGAACGAAAUGAUCCAACGCAUUUCCCCAGGAAAAGCAACAAACCCCGAGAUAGAUGUGGUGUUUCUAACGACCAAUGUUAUCUUUCAAAUGGCAGUUGGACAGCGCUUUGAACAGAUUGAUGACGAAUUUCUCGAAAAAUCCAACCUCACCCGAAGAUUUGCUAAUUUAACGAGUCCUUUGAACAUCCUUAACGUCCUGCCAAUCCUGAUACAUUUCCCGAUUGGUCCAUCCACAGAGUUGAAAAAGCUUCGUGAUGAUCUUCAUCAGUAUAUAUUUGACAAGUAUCACGAGCACAAAGACUCCUACCAAGAUGGUGUCAUACGGGACCUUACGGAUGCCCUCAUUAAGACUCGCCGCGACGCUGACCAAGAAGACAGCAGAAACUACCGUCUCAUAAAUGAAGAGCAUAUCGUGAUGACUCUGAUGGAUGUUUUUGUAGCAGGAUUAGAAACUACAGCCACAGCUCUCCUAUGGUUCAUGCUGUACAUGGUGAAACACCCAGAAGUGCAAUCCAAAAUACACGAAGAGCUUGACAGUGUUCUUGGUCCAGACACCUUACCUCUUUGGAAGCACCGACCACAACUUCCCUAUCUGGUAGCAACUAUUGAUGAAACUCUCCGAAAAGCUUCCAUUGCACCUCUUCUUAUCCUACACAAAGCAACAAAAGAUUCGACUCUAGCAGGCUACAACAUACCAAAGGGUACAUMUUUGAUGUUUAAUGCAUGGGCCAUGCAUCAAGAUAAACAAGAGUGGAUGGAUCCAGAUGAUUUCAAUCCAUCGAGGUUCAUCAACGACAAUGGAAAAGUUGACCAAAAUGCCGGUUCGAAAAGCUUUCUUCCCUUUGGCAUGGGGCGUCGUGUGUGCGUCGGCGAAACUCUGGCAAAGCAAGAGUUGUUUGUCAUUACGUCGAGGCUGUUGCACGAGUUUACCUUGCACAAGGCACCUGGUCUAAUACCGCAAAUCACCGAUGAUUUGACGGGUGCCGUUUACUACCCACCAUCUUAUGAAGUUUGCUUUAAAUCUCGACAGUAGCAUUACACCAAAAUCAUCGGAUCCAUACAUUUUGAAGUGGGAGGGGUGCACAUAUUAGCCGAUAACAAAACGAGCAGAGGCCUGGGACUAAUUUUUUUAAAAGUGGCACAAUCUCACAGAAAUGUGUUGUCGAUAGAUAAAGCACAUAUAAGGUAGCUAAAAUUUAAAAUUUGAGCAAGUUUAAGUCAUUAGAAAUGGAAAUAUAAUUUUUAAAAAAAUACUAAAAUUACAAAGAAUGUAUGUUUGACUGGACGCUUUGGUUGGACACCAUACAUUUCUUUGUAGUUUUGGCAUGGUUUGAGUGUCCAUAACUUUAUUGCAAUAAGUUCAAACAUCAUGAAACUUAGUCAGUAAGCUUUUUAUAUAGUCCCCUCUCACAUGAUGGGGUUAUUCUUUCUGGAACCAUUAUUUAAUUAAAUUUUGAAGUUCGGACCCAGUCCAUUUUCCGUUUUGCAUGUUAUCGGCCAAUUGAGCUUCUUCGCACGAGGUCUUUAGAAAUGAAACCCUUUUUCCAUUUGUUAGCUUUGCUUAAGCUAUUUCAUAAAAUUUAAGAAACAAAUACGACUCAAGGAAAACUGCAAGUUAGAUUAAGAUCUUAGUAUUAUAUAUAUUAAUUAUGUUAUCGUAUGAGGAAGUAGCUGAUCCCAUUAAAGAGUGCUCAAUACACAAAAAGUGUAGAGCUAGUUAUAUAUAUAUUAAUUAUGUUAAGUAUAUAAUGAAAUUUAGAUAAGGAAUUUCCCGAAAAGGAGGUUCAAUGUAUUUCCUGU
Molecule: messenger RNA, 2293 nt
Organism: Exaiptasia diaphana
Lineage: Eukaryota; Metazoa; Cnidaria; Anthozoa; Actiniaria; Aiptasiidae
Product: steroid 17-alpha-hydroxylase/17,20 lyase
Biological process (GO): hormone biosynthetic process; progesterone metabolic process
Molecular function (GO): iron ion binding; steroid 17-alpha-monooxygenase activity; heme binding
Source: RefSeq, a predicted model, not a curated record